AUAAAUGAAUGCACACACACUGAGGAGGACAGUCGGAUAGCAGAAUUUGUAUUAUGUAAAUUAAGACCAGGAAGCAACUAACAACACAAAGUUCAUAUGCACGACUAGUCAGAUUUUCAACGAAAUAAUUUCCUGGUGCAACACGUCAUUUACCAAUAAUUGAAAGUGAAACUAAGCCUGUCUGUAAUGCACCGUAGAAGUCACCGUAACACUGCCAACACCAGCAAGGGAGUCUGAUCUGUGACAGCUAGCAGCAGAGACGUUUUUUUUACCAAGCUGGUGACGAUGGCACUGCAGAAUUCCACAGCUCAAGUAAAGCACUAUCAGUGGAUGCUUCAUGAUGGGAGUCAGUGGUUAAAUCUGAAUCAUGAUUCUGUAAUAGAAACACACUACUGCCAACCAGGAGCACAAGGGAUUGCCCUUUUCACAUCUGAUUAUGGGCGCAUUUUUCUUGAUUUUGACAAGAUGGAGAUCGAGGGGGACCAAAUGACACCCUAUCGUCAAACCUCCUUGUCACCGGACGAAACGGAGGAAUAUUUGUGGUACUUCUUUGAGAACAGACGCUGGCAUGAGUAUGGUUCACAGGGUUCUUCAAAGAAGAAAGCUUCAGUGACAAGCCCUGACAUUGAGCAGCAGUACCAGAUCAAUCCUGAAGGGUCCUGCACGUUUACUAUUGGAAACAUGUCUUAUUCCCUGAAUUUUUCAGCAAUGACACAAAGCAAUCUCCAUACGGGAAUGCAAAGGAGGGUGAGGAGACGGCCCAAGUACAAUUCUGUGAUCCAGAAAACUAGCAGCUUGGCCAGUUUAAUUCAGGACCUGAGCCUCUCUUCAACAGUGCCCCCUGCUGGAGAUGAAGGCGUGUGGCGAGAACAUAAAGCUAAUGCCAGUGGAGUGGUUUGCUCGGUAAGCAAUGAUGAUAUUGAGCAGACCUAUCAGCAGAAUCCUCAGGGAAUAAGUCAGUUCAACAGUACAAGUAGAACAAAAAGAGAUGUGAGGCGAAUACCUAGUGAGAACCAGCAGAAAAGCAGUUCUUUACAAGGCAUGGCCCUUUCAUCAGCGGCUCCCCCUGCUGGCGGCUUUGUCUGGCAGUUCAGAGGAGAAGAAGGGGUGUGGACAGAAUAUAAAACCAAUAAUGCCUGUGGAGUGGUUUGCUCAAUAACCAGUGAUGAUAUUGAGCAGAGCUAUCAACAGAAUCCUCAAGGACAACUGCAGUUUACAGCUGGCCAGUUCAGUUACAUGUUGGAUUAUUCAGGAAUGUUUCAAGUAAACAACACAUUGGGAACAAAAAGAAAAGUCAGAAGAAUACUUUGUAGAAAUCAGCCGAAAAGCAUUUCUUUACAAGGCAUGGCCCUUUCAUCAGCGGCUCCCCCUGCUGGCGGCUAUGUCUGGCAGUUCAGAGGAGAAGAAGGGGUGUGGACAGAAUAUAAAACCAAUAAUGCCUGUGGAGUGGUUUGCUCAAUAACCAGUGAUGAUAUUGAGCAGAGCUAUCAACAGAAUCCUCAAGGACAACUGCAGUUUACAGCUGGCCAGUUCAGUUACAUGUUGGAUUAUUCAGGAAUGUUUCAAGUAAACAACACAUUGGGAACAAAAAGAAAAGUCAGAAGAAUACUUUGUAGAAAUCAGCCGAAAAGCAUUUCUUUACAAGGCAUGGCCCUUUCAUCAGCGGCUCCCCCUGCUGGCGGCUAUGUCUGGCAGUUCAGAGGAGAAGAAGGGGUGUGGACAGAAUAUAAAACCAAUAAUGCCUGUGGAGUGGUUUGCUCAAUAACCAGUGAUGAUAUUGAGCAGAGCUAUCAACAGAAUCCUCAAGGACAACUGCAGUUUACAGCUGGCCAGUUCAGUUACAUGUUGGAUUAUUCAGGAAUGUUUCAAGUAAACAACACAUUGGGAACAAAAAGAAAAGUCAGAAGAAUACUUUGUAGAAAUCAGCCGAAAAGCAUUUCUUUACAAGGCAUGGCCCUUUCAUCAGCGGCUCCCCCUGCUGGCGGCUAUGUCUGGCAGUUCAGAGGAGAAGAAGGGGUGUGGACAGAAUAUAAAACCAAUAAUGCCUGUGGAGUGGUUUGCUCAAUAACCAGUGAUGAUAUUGAGCAGAGCUAUCAACGGAAUCCUCAAGGACAACUGCAGUUUACAGCUGGCCAGUUCAGUUACAUGUUGGAUUAUUCAGCUAUGACGCAGACAAAUCUGAGAACCUCUAAAACUCGACAAGUUUGGCGUCUUCAAAAGUGACCACUUUUGCAGAGAUGGUGUUGAAUUUUCUCCAAGUUUGGAGAAAUUAUUUUAACUUAAAAUCAAGUGCAUUCUCAAUUUUAAUUAAUUUGAACAAUGGAAAAGACUUCUUCUAAAGAAAUGAAGUCAUUUGAACAUAUUAUUGUUUUUCUGUCUAUAUAGGAAGAUAGGGUUGUGUGCAAUUUUGUGAUAGUGACCAUCAAACCAAGGCAAGUGGCUGGCUCUAAACUGUGUGAUCCAGUGUACUUGUAAGCAUAGUUUACAUGGAUCUUCUCCCUUGAACUGUUAUACAAUAAAAGAGAGCAUCAAGUAGCAUGACACAAGAGCAGUACAAGAAUCAAACCAACUGGGACCACAUCAGUAGGAUAUCAUUACAUACUGUUGAUUUAGGCUUCACUGCCAGAAAGAUACCUAGACAGCACUCCAUAUUGUUUUAGGGGGUUACUUGAUCUGUAACAUUACCAGUUUGAUUUUCCUUUUAGAAAUUGGCCCCCAAUAUUGUUAUGGUUGCAGUGUUAGAAAGACAUACUAGUCCUGCACCCAUGAUCAACUCCUAAUAUUGUUGUAGAUCAGAAUUACAGCAUCAGUGCAAUCUGUUCAGACCUGAUGUAGCAGGGGCCUGGUACCUCAAAUUCCAGGCACAUGGUAUUCUUAAAGAAUAUACCUUAAAAAAAGGAAGUUUUGAAACCCAGGACUGCGUGUGGUUACCGGUUAGAUAUUCUUCUCCUGUUUUCAUAUGUGUAUGUAAGGUAAUACUUUGUGUUUGCUACAUUAAACACAUAAUUAUAUGAAUGCACCUACCCAAGUUAUGAUACCACUGCCAAAGUAAUAUUCUGUUGAUCUCAGGAAAUAUACAUACAUUUCUCAUUUUUAUAUAUUUGCUCUGUGUGAUGUUUUUUGUUAACUGAUGUAUAGAUAUGGUGGUUUGCAGAAAAUGAUAAAUAAUAAAUAAAUAAAUAAAUAAUUUAACAUUUCGAUUUUUAACACGUUUUAUGAAUUCAGUCACAUGGGUAUUGGUAUACACACACAAAACCCAAAUAUCCCUUUCAGACACGUCCUAAAUGGUCUGAUCCGUGGACUAUGUGAAACAGCUAUUUCACACAUUCGCACUUUUUGUUAUCUUUGUCUGAGAAGAUUAGUCAUACAGUCAUCUGAGAGCAAACCCAAAUGGAUGGAACCUCCAAAAAUGUUAUUACCAAAACCUAGAAAAGGUUUCUAAAACAUGAACCAAUGUUUUCGGCACAUCCAUAUUUAUUUUAAAAAAUAAUAACUAAACAUAUAUGAAAGUUCCAAAAUAGUUUUUAAUACCAGAGCCUAAAUAGUAUUUUUUUUUAUUAUUCAAAAAUCGGAAAGUCCAUGUCUCUUAGCAGCAUCUUAUUCAGACUUGCAAAACUACACCACUCUCAUUCACAGUACAUAAUAUGAAGACACAUCACUGUACAUUUAUUACAUCAUAACUAUCUGAAGCCUCAUUUUAUAUACGAAUAACUUUUUUUUUUUCAAAACAGAUGUUAAGUACAACUAUGUCAUGCUUUGACUGUUCCCUUUUCAUUCUAAUUAUACAGAAACCACACCAGACAUUACAGUAAUUACAAGACAAAUUUAUAUGACAAGAUAAAAUUGAAUGCAUUGUAGGGAUGUCAGAGAACCAUUUUAAAAUUUUACAAGAACUCUAUUAUUGGAUGCACUGAAGUCACAGGCUCUCCGAUCAUACCUUACUGUCAGUAACCAACUAAGAAAUACCAAAUGCGUUGAUAAAACCCAGUUCUUGAAUUCUGCUAAUGUGCAGUGACAUCCCAAGGUUUUUAAAUAUUUAGUGACCUUCACCAAACAAGACAGAUUCAAUCUGGAAAAAUAAAGUGUUUCACAACAGGUGUAAAAUAGAUAUCUGAAACAAAUAAUGAACUUGCAAUUAUUAUGCAACACACAUUUCUGCAUUACUCAGCAUUUGUUGAAGCAGAGUCGUGAUAAUGUAAGUGCAUGCCAUUUUAUUGCAAAGAUUCACCAUGGAUAUUUUUAUUCACAAUUUCAAUGACUAUCAAUACUCUGUGUAUACCCUAAUAACACACAAAAAAUUCUGUUAUUUAAAAAAAAAAAAAAAAAAAAAAGUAAUAAGUUUAUAUAUUUCAUUCACUUGAUACGUCAAAGAUAUGUGUAUGCGUUUAAGAAUGGCUUGUCAUUUUCCUCAUUGUAGAAGUUCUCUAAUUAAAACUGAAAAUAAAAUACCCAAAUAACUUGCAAAUGUCAGGAGUUUUUAAUAACUUAGGGCACGGACAUAUUAAGAUGUCAGUAUCUUAAACAGAUAACCGUGCCCACAAAACAAAUUCAAUACAAUUAAGGCUCAACUGUACCCGAAACAAUGCGCUUGUACAAUUACAGCUAUACCUCAAGGUAAGAUGUCAAACAAAGUCUAAGUUUUAAUUGUUAUGAAAGGAUUCAAAAGUGGUAUGUUGCCAUACAGAACUGUUGUGGGAUAUUAUAUUUAGGGCUUCUGAAUGUUCGGUUUUAACCGAUAAAAAACCCAAUACAAAAAAAAUGAAAUCACUGUAUAACCAAUUAACACUGGAAAAACUGUUGAAAUAGUUAAUCCAGUCAAGCUAACCGCCCCUUACCCGUUAAAAAUAAAACAAAUAUCCCUCCUUCCUGACUUGUAUCUAUAAUUUAUUCACUCUGAAUACUUUAAACCCACCCCAACUACUGAGUGACUGAACAUUCUUACAUUUCUAUUGGGAGACUGUGAGAUUUAAAAGGUGAUUACAAUUAGGAAUGGAGGCUUGGUUGUGCGAUUUAAUGUUGUAUUACAGUUAAAAUACACAGGAUCUAAAACAG
Molecule: messenger RNA, 5052 nt
Organism: Polyodon spathula (Mississippi paddlefish)
Lineage: Eukaryota; Metazoa; Chordata; Actinopteri; Acipenseriformes; Polyodontidae
Exons: 21
Coding region: 286-2223 (645 amino acids)
Molecular function (GO): zinc ion binding
Source: RefSeq, a predicted model, not a curated record